This is a messenger RNA of Mesorhabditis belari, 282 nucleotides long. NCBI's taxonomy places the organism in Eukaryota, Metazoa, Nematoda, Chromadorea, Rhabditida, Rhabditidae. The record is from the annotation of a GenBank genome assembly.
AUGGAGUCAUUCCUUCACGUUCUUCAUCCAGAAUUCUUCUUUCCCACUCCAUCUGGUCGAAUCACCGGCGUUUGUGCGUUCAUUGGGGCUCAAAUUGCUUUAUGUAUUGGUGCCUGUUUGGUGGCCACGAUGAUCAUCUCCACAUUCCAAUGUUUUUUCUAUCGUUAUCAACUGCUUUUACCUAAUGGGAGCCCACUAAGCAAGGACCAAGUCGAGGUUGAGUCCCAAGAAAAACGUUGCCAAUAUCAUAAACAGAAAGUAGCUGAUGUAUUCACCGACAAU